AUGUGGUUUGUUUCAGAAUCCUUGUCCAUCACAUAUAGUCGAAGCAGUGGGCCAGGUGGACAACAUGUCAAUAAAACCUGCAGUAAGGUUGAUGUACGUUUUCAUCUUGCAAAUGCAGAAUGGCUGUCAGACUACAUGAAGAGCAAGCUUCAAGAAAAAAAGCCAAACCACCUCAACAAGGAUGGAUAUUUUGUUGUGAAAUCAGAGAAGACCAAGUCACAGCAGUUGAACGUGGCAGACUGCUUGGACAAACUACGCUCCAUGAUUCGAGAUGCAAUCAAGGAACCUGUAGGACCAAAUCCCUUGACUCUGGAAAGGAGGAGGCGACUCCUUGAACAGCAUGCUCGAGCUCGACUCAGGGAGAAAAGGGCACAUUCACUCAUCAAACAGCUUCGCCAGAGUCCUUCAUGUGCAUGAUAAGGAAAUAAAAGUAGGCAUUGUAAGUGAAAGGAAACAACAUGUUUGCUGGCCAUGUCAACAUAAAACAUGCAUACAUGCAAAAAGAAAGUAAUCACAUGGUGUACAGCUUUCAGUCAUCUUUCAUGGGAGUUGCACAACAAAAAUGAUAUGAAUGGGACAAUGUGACAGAAGUUGAAUAAAUAUACCUAGGGCU
Molecule: messenger RNA, 613 nt
Organism: Darwinula stevensoni
Lineage: Eukaryota; Metazoa; Arthropoda; Ostracoda; Podocopida; Darwinulidae
Source: the annotation of a GenBank genome assembly